Coccomyxa subellipsoidea C-169 is the source of this 537-nucleotide messenger RNA. RefSeq lists its product as hypothetical. Gene Ontology annotation, cellular component: mediator complex. The record is from RefSeq and is a predicted model, not a curated record. The transcript has 3 exons. Lineage: Eukaryota; Viridiplantae; Chlorophyta; Trebouxiophyceae; Coccomyxaceae. Gene Ontology annotation, biological process: regulation of transcription by RNA polymerase II. The coding region runs from base 5 to 436 and encodes 143 amino acids. Gene Ontology annotation, molecular function: transcription coregulator activity.
AGAAAUGUCUGCACAAAAGAUCGAAGCAGAAUUGACAACUUUGACCGAAAAUUUCGCCAACCUUGUGCGCUCUGCUCGCAUAAAUGAAGACACUGAUGACACAAAAAAGUCACAGGUCCCAGGAGAAAUCCUUGAGGUUCUUGCAGAAAAGGUGGUGUAUGCAGCUCAACAGCUGCUGCGGUCAACAGCAGAGCUGAAGCGAAGAGCAUUCCUGGCCAGCGGUGGACAGGGGCUCAGCCCAGAGAAAGUAUUCCAGGAUACAGCAAUCCCUGUGAAGCCUAGUGACUUUCAGGCAGAAGUUGAACAGACCUUGCAGGAGCUUGGAACAAUCUCUGUGGCUGCUACAGAAGGUGGUAUGGAAGACGACAGCGAUCUUGCCUCUCUGUACAACAUGACAAUGGAGCUGUCAGGCGCAAGACACAGGGAUAAAGACUAGCGAUACAGACUGAUGCAAUUACAGGCUGUAUUCAAGCUGUUUGCACCCACAAUUGAACACCUGCACCAAAUGCUAAUACGCUGUAAGCUGGAAGUCGAUUA